This is a messenger RNA of Odocoileus virginianus texanus, 9184 nucleotides long. RefSeq names its product tropomodulin 2 (gene TMOD2). NCBI's taxonomy places the organism in Eukaryota, Metazoa, Chordata, Mammalia, Artiodactyla, Cervidae. The record is from RefSeq and is a predicted model, not a curated record. Gene Ontology annotation, molecular function: tropomyosin binding. Gene Ontology annotation, biological process: muscle contraction; myofibril assembly; pointed-end actin filament capping. Gene Ontology annotation, cellular component: myofibril; cytoskeleton; striated muscle thin filament.
CCUGCUCGCCGGCCCCGCUCCUUCGGGCCAGACGGACUGACGGCCCGCACCGCCCGCUCCGGGAUGGGCUCACGCACGGUAUUCUGAAGUCUCAGGAAGCUGGCACAGUUAAAUGUUCAUGGCCCAUGAGAAGGGCAUAUAAGAAACCAUGGCACUCCCUUUUCAAAAAGAGCUGGAGAAAUACAAGAACAUUGAUGAAGAUGAGCUUCUUGGCAAACUCUCAGAAGAGGAACUGAAACAGUUGGAAAAUGUUCUUGAUGACCUAGAUCCCGAGAGUGCACUGCUGCCAGCUGGAUUUCGACAGAAAGACCAGACGCAGAAAGCAGCCACGGGCCCGUUUGACCGCGAGCACCUCCUUAUGUACCUGGAGAAGGAGGCUUUGGAACAGAAAGACAGGGAAGACUUUGUGCCCUUCACCGGAGAAAAGAAAGGGAGAGUCUUUAUCCCCAAAGAAAAGCCCAUAGAAACUCGUAAAGAAGAAAAGGUGACCCUGGACCCAGAACUGGAAGAAGCUUUGGCCAGCGCCUCCGACACUGAACUCUAUGAUCUUGCAGCUGUUCUUGGAGUACACAAUUUGCUCAACAAUCCCAAGUUUGAUGAAGAAACGACCAAUACAAAAGGCGGCAAAGGGCCUGUGAGAAAUGUGGUCAAAGGUGAAAAGGUCAAGCCAGUAUUUGAGGAACCACCAAAUCCCACAAAUGUGGAAGUAAGUCUACAGCAGAUGAAAGCCAAUGAUCCCAGCUUGCAAGAAGUCAACCUCAAUAAUAUUAAGAAUAUUCCAAUUCCAACCCUGAAGGAAUUUGCAAAGGCCCUGGAGACCAACACUCAUGUGAAAAAGUUCAGUCUGGCCGCAACCCGCAGCAAUGACCCUGUGGCAAUUGCCUUUGCAGAUAUGCUAAAAGUAAACAAGACCUUGAAAAGUCUAAACAUAGAAUCCAAUUUCAUCACUGGUGCUGGGAUCCUGGCCCUUGUAGAGGCACUAAAGGAAAAUGACACCUUGAUCGAGAUCAAGAUCGACAACCAGAGACAGCAGUUGGGAACAGCCGUGGAGAUGGAAAUUGCCCAGAUGCUGGAGGAGAAUUCCAGGAUCCUCAAGUUUGGAUAUCAGUUUACCAAGCAAGGACCACGAACAAGAGUGGCAGCUGCCAUCACAAAGAAUAAUGACCUGGUUCGUAAAAAGCGAGUUGAAGGUGACCGAAGGUAAACUUCCACAAAAAGAGGUGAAGUUUCCCCACGGCAGCACUUUAAAUACAGAAGUUCUUCUCCUUCUUCACUGGGACCAUUUUAUCAAAGGUUGUUCAUUUCCAUUAACCAAGCAACUAGUAAUUUAAUUGUUAUUCUUUUUUAGUGCUACAUAUUUGUCUUGGAUUUUUUAACAUAUGCAACAUAUGUUUUAUUUGCUCCUGGACACCUCUGGCGACUUGCACUAAUGAUUUAUGCAGAUCUUAGUCAGUGACAGCAAUCAAAAAUGAUUUAACCAUUUUCAUACUGGGUUGUCUUGCUUUCUUAUGUGAACUUUUUUUUUAACCAUUGAAAGGAACUUAAUGUAUAAAUGUGUUUGUAACUGUGAUUAAGAUAGAGGCCUACCUCUGUUUACAUGCACAGCUUUGAGUUAGGCUAAAUACAUCAGAAGUGUUCCGCUGACCACAUAAGAAGUUAGUAUUGCCAAUCUUUCACUGAGUGAGAAAAUGUAACCAGGUUAGCACAAAUUCUCCCUUAGUUCCAGAAAAGUCACUAAAUGCAAAUGCCCUGCUGGUUGAAAAUCAGUGGUGUCAUCCUUGUAAAAAGAAGACAGCGUUAUGAUACAUAAACACAGCUUUAGCAAAUAAGUAUGAAAUAUUUAUUCACGCACAAAUAUAGCUUUAAGCCAGACUCAUGGGUAGCAAAAUGAAUUAGCUACUUUUACUGAUUAUUCCACAUACAUUCAAUCUUUAACAUCACUCUAUGGAUAACAUUUUACAAAACUGUUUUAAAGUUUUCCAGCCAUGAUGGGAAAUUUUUAAAUUUUAGUCAGAGGAAAGCUUUUCAAAUAGUACAUUCCUAAAUAAAACAGUAAUAAUAGCACCUGAAGGUUAUCUACUACACACAAUUACAUUAUUUUGGAAGAUUUUAGAAGCAUUUAUUGCUUUGUCUUUAGGGCAACAAGAUCACAGGAUGAAAUAUAAAUGUUCAGGAUAAUUAUGUAGAUUUUGUCCACAUGGCAUGAUCCAUCCAGAUAUUUGCAAACAUCAGGAAAAAUGUGAAUUAUUAUUUAUCCAGAGUUUGUUAUCUCAAGGACAAAGCCUGUGAAAGUACAACUGAGAUGACUGCCUGAUAGAUGCUUGAAUAGAUGCUUGAUAGAUGUUUCAUCCAACAGCCAAUAGUGUCAUGUUAAGCUAAGGAAAUAUGUGACUGCAGCCUUUGGCACCAGCUCUUUUAUAACUGUCAGUGCCUGAGGCUAGAAUUAAUGGCCCUCUGACACUGCCUUAGGCUCCUCUCCCUCCUCUUCCCUCUCCUUUCCUUCCAUUCAUUCUCUUUCUUCUCUGUAAUUCUGAGCCUUGUAAAGGUGAUGUCCUUUGUCUUGAUGACACCUGGAGCUAAAGGAGUUGCUGAGUCAGGCAGAACAUGGGCCCAAUGAAGAAUUCACUAAGUAAUUGAGUGUUCCUGAGUUGCUUGAUAGCAAUAAAACAAAUAAAUGGGAAAACAACUCAUAUAUUAUUCUAGUUAGUUUAUAAAACACACAGAAACUGGAGAGAAAGUCCUUUCUUAGCCACAAAAGUCUAUUGGGUUUUUCCUUAAUAUCUUUUCGACCAACUUUUUUGACCUUGGAACAAACUUUUUGACCAACCCAAUAAAAUUAGAUAUUUACUUGUAAGUGCCCACAUCUCUAGCUCUAAAAUCUUUUGAAAAAAGAAAAAGAAAAAAAAAAAAGAAGAAAACAAAAUAAAAUCCUUUAAGAUGUAAGAAUAUUUUAUUAUACUUUUUGAGGGAAUAAUGAGCAGAACAUAUUGAAUUUUGGAAAUCACAAAGAUUCUUUAGUUUUCUGCUAGAUUUACCUAUCUAUUAAAAAAAAAGUAGUAACUACUAUUUGAUUUUUUUAUUUCCCUUUUAUUCAUUUAGGUGUGGUAUGUUGGAGCCAACUCAUAUAGGUUUCACCAUUAUUAAAUUAUCAAGAAUCUUGCAAACUGGUGCUAAGCACAACCAUUAUUAAAAAUUAAAUGGCAUGCACUUACAAUUAAAUAAUUAUAUCCAAAAAACAAAAGUAAUACUCAAAAAUACAUUUUGCCAUUUUCGUACUCUUGAGAUUAUUUGCACCAACUGUGUUUUUGGCACAAAUUUUUUUUGGCAGAAAUACUAUAUCGUGGUAUGCUAUUAUACAUCUCUCCCCAACUCACUAGUUCUUCCCAACUAAGAAGUUCCAUACUUCUUGCUGGUAGUUUGAAAUUGAUCAUAGCAUGGAAACUGAUAAAUGUUAUAAAUCAAGACUUUCCCCUAUCUCACGUAUCCCAGGUUGCUGGUUCAUGCAUCCACCAUCACCAUAGCACUGGGUAAAAUGUAUACAGUUUUUCUUCCUUUUUUUUUUUUUUUGGUAUACAUGUUUUGUUUACCGUGUUGCCAAAGGGAAGAAUACUUCUGUUUCUUAGUUGUCUUUCUCCUUUCCCUUUAGAUUUGUUGCAAAUAUAUUCAAGUGCAGAGUCCCUGACAUGCCCCACUAAGUAAGGCUUUUUCUUUUCUGUUCUCAUUUACUCUCUUUCUUGCCUUGGAUCUUGGAUCCUACAGAGUGUUCCCUGCAGCCCCAAGAUACUGUGGACCCGGGGCUAAAGCAGUUCUUGGCAAACCCUGGCAGGAAGAAGGAAAAAGGUCAGGACUUGAUAGUGACUAUGCUGCAGUUGUUGAUAGUAUUAAAGCAAACUAAUGGGAUAUUGUCAAAAUUUAGCACUGUUUUUAGCUUAUAAAAUAGGUCAAAUGUAUAUAGAAUCUAUUGAAUCAAAUAUUUAUUAUUAAUCAACUUAUCAUUACCUGUGUUUUUGAAGUAGCUUUAAAAGUGGCAUUUCCAUGAGUAUUCACCUAACUAUUAGAAGAUAAAUUUGGAGGGCCUAUAUGUCAUUUUGGAGAAGGAAAUGGCAACCCACUCCAGUAUUCUUGCCUGGAGAAUCACAUGGACAGCGGAGCCUGGUGGGCUGCUGUCCAUGGGGUCGCACAGAGUCGGACACGACUGAAGCAACUUAACAUAUAUCAUUUAAUUAACCUAGAAUUUCAUUUCCCUGUCUCCACAGUGUAUGUAAGUAGAAGUUCCUUCGUGAUCCUGAGCAUGGUUAAUCCCUUACCAUCCAUCAUGGUGGGACGUAAUGUAUAUACAAUAUCUUUAUACAUAUGCAUUUUGUCAAAUAUUAGUCAAUAUAUUUGGCAGCAUCUGGACAAUUGAUUGAAGGGAGGUCAUCUUUCCCCAGACGACCUCCUUUCCCCUUUUAGACUUGUACAGGCCCAUCCUAAGUGUAAAAUCAUUCACCUGGACUUUCAGGCUCCUGUCACCAACACCCAUCCCAGCAUAUGUGGAAGAUAACUUUUAGGAUAUACAUUCUGGAAGUCUAGAGCGAUCAUGUCAUUAGUCCAGCACAACAUCUCCCCAUCUGCCAGAAGUGUGUGAUGCAAGCUGCUUUAUCCUCAUCAGCACGAUUAAAUCCCUGCCUUUCAUCUUAGUAGGGCAUAAUGUAAAUAAAUGUCAUGUGAGUGUGUGUGUGUUGCCAAAUAUCUACCUGGGUAUUUGGCUGCAUCUGGACCACUGAUUGAAGGGAGAUACUCUCUCCCCAGCCCCAUUUCCCUUGUUCUUUUUAGAGCUGCUUUAGGCGUAGGUUAAAUGUGAAAUCCCUCACUAGAAAUUGCAGCUUAGGUCACCAACCACCAAAUUUCACAGCACUAUGGAAGAUAACUUUUAGGGAAGCCUGGAAAUCAUUUCAUUGUCCCAGCACCAAAUCUCUCCAUAUGCCUAAAAUGUAUGAGUGAAAGUGCUUUCAUCUCCAUCAACAUGCUUAGGCCCCUUCCUUCCAUCUUUGUAGGAUAUAUUGUAUAUAGAUAUUUUGUACAUUAAAGAUUGCCAAAUACUAUAAAGGAGGUAUUUGGCCAAAGCUGGACUCCUGAUUGAAGGGAGAUGCGGUCUCCUGGCCCCUCUCCCCUCUCCUCUCGCAGAGUUGAUGCGGGCCUAGGUUAGGUAGAGGACCACUAACCUGGAGGGGCUCGUGCAACUCACCCAUCUUAAAGCACUCAGUUCAUCUUACAAUACAAGCCCAUCUCCAUUUAAAAACUCACAAAGCAUCCCAAUGCCUAUACUCCUCAAAACAAUUUCCCUAAGGGAAGCCUGGCACAUCAAAUCAAAAGAACGGCUGCUUCCCUUCCAGACAGAAAUGUGGCCCCUGGCAGGGCACCAGCAUUAAGGAAACCAGUGUAUUCUGAAUAACUGCCAUGAGAACAUUUCAGUCAAACCUGAAAUUGGUUUAAGCGUCAACAUGCUAUAAAUGUAAGAUAGCCCUUUAAAAGUUCCAAGAGUUUGAGGAUAUUUUCCUUUUUUGUGGUCACGAUGUACUUAGCCCUCUUCUAGGCACUGUGAAGGAGACGGGAAGUGUAAGAUUAUUAUAAUUUGACCUCUGCUUCCGGGUUUUGGGGUAGAGUGCCCUUUUGGAAAGUGGAUACCAUUUUUUAGCUCAAGUAUUGAUUGCAUAUGCAAAAACUAGCAGGGAGCAGUGAGCUGUGAACACUGGGUUCUGUGCUGUGUUACCUAUCCCCAGGAGAACUGUUUCUGGAGUUGGGUUUGAAGUCUUGAUUCUGUCGCUUCAUUCUUCUCUUCCAUUAAUGAAGCAUGAUAGCUAUAUUCAUUGUAAUGAACAGAGAACUAAGAAAUAUUUUAGCUUUUCAUGACAGUAACAGUUUCCCCUUUUUGCUCCUAAUUUAAAAUAUCCCUGUCACUCACUGUGCCAUCCUCAAUACUCAAGGAUGGAGACACACGCAAAGGAAAGGUGUGAGAAUGCUUGGGAGCAUCAGGCAUGCCCUCUGGAUGAAAAUCACAUGAUCAGGCCCCUGGUAACAAGCUGGAGAGAGAAAAGUACCCAGAACUUCAAGGAUGUAGUCACUGUUCUUGCUCCCAACUCUAGAUCAAAUUCUGUUUUGUGGUUCAGGAGUUUAGUAGUGUGGAGGGGCUAGGUGCUGUGGAGAAGGAAGAUGGAAUUAAUGUUUUUCAUUUGCUUAAGGGUAGAAGUAAGCUCUGCUCAGCUUACCUCUUUCUCCUUUGCCCAUAACAGCUAUGAUUAAACAUUCAGAAGAUGGAUGGAGGAGGAGUGGCAAGGUUUGAAUUUAUAACCUGCCUGUUCUAGGAAGGUUGUAUGCAUAUCAGAGGUUAUCCCAGUUCUGUGAUGCAUCGUUGAUUUGAAGGAGGGUGAAGGAGACUAGACUUUUCUCUGACAUCUUCCAUGGUAGUCAUUCUGAGCACAUUGGCUCUGCUAGUUGGUAUGGUGGCAGGGCACCAUACUAACAGAUUUGGAGACUGACUCCUAAUCCCAUCACCAACACUUAGCAGGUAUAUGAUCAUGGGCAAUUCAUUCAAUUGCCUGACAAUUAUAGACUAUAUAGGGGGAAGAGCACUGGAUUUGGAGUCAAGACACUUGGACACUUGGCUCCAUACUUUCUUAGCUGGGAGACUAUGGGCCAAGCCACUCAGUCUCUCAAACCUAAGGUUCUUCAGUUAUACUAUAAUGGGAAUAAUCUUCACUAACUACCUCACAGAGUUGUGGUGAGAAUAUAAUCAGCUAUUGGGAUGAAAACACUAUACUGGAAAGGGCUAUACAAAAGUGGGAGAUCAUUUUUUAUUAUCUAUUCACUACUGUUUUCCACUGCCUCUUGAAUCUGUUUUCUUUUCUUCUAAGCAACAAUUACAUCUUUCACGUCUUUUUGAAUAUGGGGAAUUGAAGCAUGGGUAUGAUGUCGGGGACUGGUUAUUUUACUUUCAACAUAGAAGUAGGAGAAGUGGUUGAUAGGUGCUGUGAGUGUUAGACAUACCAGUGAAGGGGGGGGCGGCAUUUUCCUGGGCCACUUUGACAGCACCCUGGGAUGUUGUCAGGACCCUUGCAGAGAGCUUAAGGCUGGACGCAGGGGGGAACGAACAGUAAUUAAGAAUUGAGGGGAGGGUCUGAGCACUGCUGCUGUCCAGUCAGCUCUGUCACUACUCAGGGGGUGGGUUCAGCUAAGGCUUGAGGUGUGAUUGGAGGCCUAGGAAAGAAGACUGUUCUUUAGGGCCCCAGCAGCUGUGUAAUAGGCUUGAGCCCUGAUAGCAAAGGGCAGGAAGUAUCACUUGUGAGGUCAGCUCUCCCAGGCAUCAGCUGCUUUGUUAUCACCAGCAACCUUAGCCCUGAUCAGUAUUAUUUUCUGCUAAGAAAGAUAUUGAAACACAGCCUCAAGGAACUUUCGUAAGUGCUGGGAGGCAGGGACUGUCUCAUGAAUCUUUGCAUCUUCAGUAGCAUCUAGUAAGGUGCCUUGUACAUAAUAGGUGCUUAAUAAAUGUUGAUUGAAUUGAAAUGUCCUCCAGCCCCGCAAGAAUCAUGCUCCAUUUGCCACCAUGGGAUACUUUUGGAAAAUAAUACUGAUUUCAAUGUCAGCUCUGUGUGGCUUCCCUAGUGACUCAGGCGGUAAAGAACCUGCCUGCAAAGCAGGAGACCUGGGUUUGAUCCCUGUGUUGGGAAGAUCCCCAGAAGGGAAUGGCUGCCCAUUCCAUUAUUCUUGCCUGGAGAAUUCCAUGGACAGAGGAGCCUGGUGGGCUAUAGUCCAUGGGGUCACAAAGAGUGAGACAAUUGAGCAACUAACACGCUCACUUUUUUCACUAUGUGUGACUUUGGGCAGGUCUUUCAUCUAAUCUUCAUUUCCUUUUUAAAAUGAGUGAGUGGAUUAGAUGCUCUCCAAGGUCCCUUCCAGCUCCUAAAUGCGACAGUCCUGUGAUUCUAAAUGUCCCCGUCACCUGUGAACGUGGGUGCUCUAUGCCUCUCUUGCUCCUUCUCUCCUCCUAGGCUUUGUUCAGAGGAAGGGGUCUGAACAUUCCACAGAGCCAUUUGUUCCCCUUCAGCGGAUUUUACUGUCUUCAGAAUAGUUCUAGAGGAGCAGCUUUUUCAAAAAAGACAUUUUAAAAUAUAUUUUCUCCUCAAAAUUAGUAGAGAAAGAAAGAAGGAAAUGUAAAGAAACUGAGCACAGUAAACAUGGCAUGUUUUUCAUAGAUUUUUAUUUAAAGACGGAGAGAGUCUGAGCACAUAUUGACUGGAUAAUAGAAGCCAAUCGCACAGUACACUGUGUGACUGAGAGAAGCUUGUCCCGGAUUAAAACUUUCCCAUGGAUAAUCUAAAUGCGGAUAGAUAAGAAUUGGCCAUAUGAUGAGAUGGAUAGAAGGAGUACUUUUUAAGGACAUUUUAUUUUAGUACCAAAUUUUGCCAGUGACAAUCUUUAGUUAAGAAAGAAAUUCUUCAGAACUAAAAUUCUCAUCUCUGCCGCUUUGCUUUUCAAAAAACCCCAUUAUAUUCAUGGAAUAAUACUUAUAUUUUAAUUAAAACUUUAUCUUAAUUCUGUUUCAUCUAUUUAAGGAAAACGAGAGAAUUUUUCAUUGCAUUUAAAAAUGUAAAAUACUUGCAUGCCACCAGUGUGUAAUACUUUACCGGUUCAGAUGCUUGUAAUGUGUGACUUUAUGUGUCCCUGUAUUAUUUUGAAGAGAAAAAAGGAAAUAAUACUUUGUAAGCUGUUUAAACUUACAAUGGCAACAUUUAUUUGGCUAAGCCGUUAUUGGAAAAUGCACAUAAUUUCAUUUUUCACUUUGAAACUUUCCAAUCAAAGGUAGAUAUUGAUUAUAUUCAUUAGGGAAUUGAAGACUAAUUUGCCUUUUAAAUGUGAAAUUGAACAUUCUGUGGGAAAUGUGUGAAAAAGCAAAAUGUAUGAAGUGUGAAGUACUUUUCCCAUGAUAAUUAAUAAGGAUCCCAGGUGGCAUAAAUAGAUGCAGUGUUUGACUCUUUGGAAUUUGCCAGCCUGAUCUAACGCUAAGGUAAAUGUACACUAUUUUAAUGAAUCAAUAUCUUUCUGCUUUUAAAGAUAAUAAUGUAUUCAUUUGUGUCUGGAAUGAAAUUUCCAAGUGAAAAUGUACAGAAUACUAGGAAUUAAUAAACUUUUCUUUUUAAAAAUGAAA